Molecule: messenger RNA, 3667 nt
Organism: Diprion similis
Lineage: Eukaryota; Metazoa; Arthropoda; Insecta; Hymenoptera; Diprionidae
Product: zinc finger protein 436-like
Exons: 4
Coding region: 449-2626 (725 amino acids)
Biological process (GO): regulation of transcription by RNA polymerase II
Molecular function (GO): DNA-binding transcription factor activity; RNA polymerase II cis-regulatory region sequence-specific DNA binding
Source: RefSeq, a predicted model, not a curated record
AUACAGCACUAUCAACAAUUGUGUAACACGAUGGUCGUACAAAUAUGUUUUAAAAUGGCCGUCAUGAAUAAUUUUAACCAUAGUGACGUUUGUAUACGUGGUUUCAUGUAUUUUGUAUAUUUUAUAUUCCAAACUAAUUAAUUACGACAAUCGUGUCGAUUCGUAUUAACAACACAUUGAGGAUCAAUUAACGAGUUGAAAAAAUAUGUUUUGUAAUAUCAAAGUAUUGUAUUGUAAAUCUCGUCUUACUCAACGGUUCGGGAGGUUCGGAAACUGUAUUUUAAAAUAAAUUUGCUCAGUUGUACUCGAAAUUGAAAAUACAAACAUUAUAAAAAAAAUGUCACGUGAUAACUUGUCUUAUUAUUGCGCAAUUAACGCCGACGUAUUUACCUGAAGAAAAACAAAACUAUCAUGUCAAAAACGGCUUAUAGAUCAAUCUAAAAAAGACAUGGAGACCACAUCGGAGCUUCUGUGUCUUUUAUGCACAGUAAAAUUGGAGUUGACGACCUGUGUAAACAUUUUUUACACAUCGUUACCUAGGAACGGAAUGCAACUUGGCAGUUUUAUUCUCCAAGUAUUAAAUUGCAUAGAAUCUGAUUUACGUAGUUCCCAUGUAUGCUCCCAAUGUUACAGCAUGUUCCAAAUAUUGGAACAAGCGCAAUGGACAGUAGUGAACAUUAGAACUGAGAUAUUGAAAGUAUACGAGUCAAGUAGCAAGCAGAGUGACGGUAAGACUAUUAGAAGCAAUGUUGCGAAUCUUUUCGAAAUCGGUGAUAAAUGUUUGGCUGGGAACUUGAGUCAGGCGAACAGAUUCAAAACAACAAGCAGUCCGAGCGAGCUGAAAAAUUUAUCUGAAUUGGAAAAAUCGAAUAACGAUAAAUGCUCGAUUAUCCAUGAAGAAUUAGCGAACGGUUGUAAAGAAUCGGCGAUUCAUAUUGGAAAAGCUUUGGAUCUUGAUAAAAAAUUUAGUCCAUGUGGAACAAAGAUCUGUGCUACUAAAAGUAUAAAUAUAAAUGUAGGGAGCGAACAAAAUGUAAAGGGAAAACGUAAAGGUCAAGUCAAAGUCGAAGAGGCUAAUGAUGUGAGACAUGUCAAUAGUUUUGACGACAUUCUGAAUGGCGAAAAAGCAGGUGAAACGAUGAGACGAAGCGAAGAAAAUGUCAAUUGUUUAUCCAGAAAUGAUAUAACAUUCAAUCUAAAUAGACAAGAAAAAAUGGCACUGUAUACUCAUCGGUGCAAAGUAUGCGGCAGAUUGUUUAAAUAUGCGAACGAUCUUCGUUUGCACUCAUUGAAACACAGAGGGUCGAAACCUUAUAAGUGCAAAAUUUGUAACGAAGUAUUUUCAAGCCUAUCCAAAGCUAAUAUUCAUGUAGUUAAAGAACAUCCAAGGAAUAAAGACGCCAUAGACACUAUAAAUGAGCUUUUAGAGUCAAAUAAUGACGACCAUGGAAUAUUUCCCGAAGAACUGCUCGGCAUGUCGGAUAAUGACGAACAAGAUGAUUUCCAAUGGAAAGAAGUUGUGCGCAAUACAGAAAAAAUUUACGAACACGAAGAUGCAAUCUCAAAGAACAACUCUGUGGAAAUGCUGGAUGUGCCUAAAGAGCUUGCACCUAAUUCGCAAGAGAUAACGUACAAAUCUCAUAGAAUAUCAAAGUAUAGCUUAAAGCCAUUAAAAUAUCCUUGCCCAACUUGCGGAAAGAAGUGGAGAACGUCAGCCGAGUUGAAAACCCACAUGAAAUCACAUUCGAGUCUGAGACCCUACAUGUGUGAAAAAUGUGGUCAGGCUUACAAGCACAAGCACGCAUUGGAGAUCCACGUCGGUAUGCACAACGGCAUUAAUCCAUUCCAAUGCAGUUUUUGCAACAAAUGUUUCACCCAAAAGGGAGCUUUGAUGAGACACUUACCGAUGCAUACGGGGGAGACGCCUUACCAAUGCGAACUAUGUGGAAAACGCUUUGUCCACCAUACUUCGUACAACAUGCAUGCACUUUCGCACACUGGGAAAAAAUCCUACCAAUGUCACGUAUGCGAUAUGUCUUUACUGUCGACUUCUCACUUGAAGCGUCACAUGCGAGUACACACAGGUGAAAAACCGUUCAGUUGUACUCUAUGUGGAAAACGGUUCGCCGAACGAUAUAAUUUGUUCGCGCAUCAGAAGAUACAUGACCCAGCUGAGAUACUGGCUAAAGAAACAAAUAAAAUGCAGUACAAGUGCAAACAGUGUGCGAUAUUAUUUGAUAAGAAGCAGGCACUGGACGAUCACUUGCGUCAUCAUCACCAUGAAGUAACUGAUAGUACUAGUAAUAGAAAGUGGGUAGGGGACGAAAAUGACAUUGGAACAGCGACGUCAAAAUUUUUUACAUCACAAAUUGAGAGUGAAAUGGAGAACACGAUUAAAGUAGAUGUUUAUGAUGAUAGAAUACUCGACCAAGCAUGGCAGCAGGUGAACUAUACAAAAUUGCCAAGUAUCGAUAAUGACCCGAAGCUACCUCAAUCACAAAGUAAUUUUCAAGUUGGCUCAAAUCCGUUGGCCAUAGUUUCUGAAAAUCACAAAAUGUUGAUCGAUAUGGGCUGCAAUCGGAAUGUAAUUACAAAUAUGGGCGUUUCUAGUGGAAAUCAAAUCUAAACUGUGAAAGCACUGAAAUAAAAAUGGAUAUAACUGUUGUGCUAGUUAUUUCCAAAAAUAAUCGCAGUAUAUGAGCACAGUUAUAUAAAUAUCUGUAGCGUUACGCAUUACUUAUCAAUUGAACAAGACUUUCGUAAAAUAAUAUGUUUCCUCUAGGGUGGUAAUGCUCAACAUACCUUUAUCUUGGUAAAAAAAAAUAUAUAUAUAUAUACACACACCUAUACUCGAAAAUUUUUUGAAUAAUGAAAUGGGAAUUGACAUUCCCGUAAGACACAACAAUAAAUAAAAGAAGUAUAGAAAGUCAGACAAUAAUUGAUCUAGUUCGUGAGAACUUUAUUACUUGUGACUGAUACUAUUUAUAGUAGAUAAGUCAAUUAUGCAAAGAUAUAUUGUGUGUUAUAUUAAUUUAUGCAUAUCAUGUUAAAUAUGAGUAUUUAUAUGCACAAGCAUUGCCUUUAUUCAGAUUGAAUAUGACUGAAGUAUUUUCAUCUCUCUACACGGGAAAUGUCAUACCCUAUAUUUAACACAUGAUGCUCAUGAUCGUUUGAUACUUUCGCUUCAUAUGAUCGCUCCAUAUGUAAAACUAUAGUACAAAAAUUGUAAUUUUCCAUUAUUAUAAAAGUGAAAGGACACACUUGACAUAUAAUCAAUUGGCAUAUUCUUUUUUAUCUCAGGUCGUAUUUAUAUUUAUUGAAGUAAGAAUAUUUCACUAAUUUCGUACUAAUACUUCCCUCAUUGAUACAGCAGACACUAUCUAAGAGUCUAUCAGUAUUGACGUUGAAAAUCAAACGCCAGUUGGAUAAUACCACAGAUAAAUGCAAGAAUUGUUAAAGUGAGUAUUUUUGAGAAUUCUACUCCUUCUCAGCGACGAACUUAAACUCUUAAACAGAGUUUGCUAUACAUUGAGUAAAUAAAUUAACUAUAGUAUUUACGCCGCUGAUAUUUCAUGUGAAACCAAAGACUGAUUUAUUAAAUUGAAAAAUAAGUUUCACAUAAUGAAGUUGUUGAACUCACUCAAUUUUAUAUCACAUCCACUAUUUA